GAGCUCAGGCUCAAACGGCACUGCUAUUGCUCAACUGUGCACUGUUAACGCAAAAAUGAGCAAUGUUAUUAUCGCAGCUGUUAAAUAAAUAACCGCCAAUUGGAAUAUGGAAAAUGCAUAAUUCACUGGCUUCCAGACUGCUUGUGCGACUGCUGUUGCUGUUUGCACUGGUCACAGUCAUUUCCAUAGCUAUCCUAACAAAAUGGGGCUUCGAUGAACUCACUGCCGAGACCAGCAAGGACUCCCACGCCAAUCCCAGUGAGUCCGCUGGCUACAAUUAUGCGCUAAGCGAACGAGAUGCACAAAUUGAGCGACUGAAACAUGAAGUAUUAACGCUACGUGCACAGCUGGUGCUGCUCCAGAACAAUCGCAGCGGGACAAGCAAUGUCUUGGCCGUAAAGUUGCCUUUGGCGGGCAAUAGCAGCCAUAGCCUGCCGGAGACAACUGUUGCCUCGCUGACGCACCACUACGACUGCAGCAGCUACAUACGCAAGCAGGUGGGCGCGGCAGAGAUUCUGCACGGCUUGCCGCUGAACAAUGAAUACGAGAUGAUUCCAUUUAAUCAUUUCACCUUCACGCGUGUGUAUCCCAUUGAUCUGGGCUUGGGCAAACGCGUUGUGGAGAAACCCAUAGGCUACAGGCGUCGUGAUCUGCUGGAGGCAGUAAACAAGGCGCUCGAUAGUCUUAAUCGCAAUCAUACAGCGCGUGCUCGCGCCAAAGGAUUAGCUGUCGAUGUGCCCAGAUACACGCUGGACGACUUUGUGGAGGGCAUCUAUCGCACAGAGCCCACAACGGGCAGUCAGUAUGAGUUGUACUUCCAGAGCAUGAAGCAUCAGACGCAUGUGGUGCGCAAGGCGCUAGUUAUGCGUCCCUUUGCGCCACUGCAGACAGUGCAGCUGGCCGAGCUGGCCACCAAUCCCGUUAUACAUGUAAUAUUGCCACUAGCGGGGCGACUGCACAGCUUUCGAAGUUUUCUGCAAAUGUUUCAACAAUUGCCGGAGCGUGGCCUGAGGUUGAUUGUUGUGUACUUUGGUGAACUGGGCCUAGAGCAGGCCCGGCAGCUGGUAGCAGGCUCCAAGCGCAUGCAGCUGGUGGCUUUGAAUGAGACUUUUAGUAGAGCGAAAGCCUUGCGCAUAGGCGCGGAACACAUUAAAUCCGCGGAGGAUGCUUUGCUGUUUAUGUGCGAUGUGGAUAUUGUGUUUACUAAUAAAUAUUUGGAACGCUGCCGCUGGAAUACUGUAGCAGGCAAAAAGGUUUAUUAUCCUGUGGUCUUUAGUCUCUACAAUCCACAUGUUGUGUACACGCUGCAAGGCAAGUCGCUGCCCAGCGAGCAGGAGCAGCUGCUUAUCUCUAGAGACACAGGCUUCUGGCGUGACUUUGGCUAUGGCAUGACCUGUCAGUAUCGCUCGGAUUUUCUACAGAUACGCGGCUUUGAUGAGGAAAUUGUGGGCUGGGGCGGCGAGGAUGUAAUGCUGUAUCGCAAAUAUGUGCGUUCCAAAAUCAAAAUCAUACGCGCUACCGAUCCGGGCAUAUUUCAUCGUUGGCAUACCAAGAUCUGCACCAGCUCGCUGAGCGCGGAUCAAUAUCGUGCCUGCAUUCGAUCACGUGCUCUCAAUGAGGCCUCGCAUGCUCAGCUGGGUUUUCUGGCCUUUCAGGACGAGAUUGCCGCUGCCAUGUCCGCAACGGAGACGCAUAACUGAGCGUAUAUCUAAUUGCUUACGCAUACUAUCAGCCUCAAUGUGACAAUAAACUUGUAUUUAGCCAAUCGUUGACUCUUAGCACAAUUGUUAUAACUGCGCCGCACUUGAGAGCCUACAAUCGUAUAUACUUAGUUACUUAACUUAACCGUAAUCUCGUAUACAUAAUCGUACUUGUAUGACAAAUUGUUCUUCCAUGAAGCAAACUAGAUGCAAUCUUUAAAAUAAACCCAAAACAAUCUAAACAAAUUAAA
Drosophila busckii is the source of this 1951-nucleotide messenger RNA. RefSeq names its product chondroitin sulfate N-acetylgalactosaminyltransferase 1 (gene Csgalnact). Lineage: Eukaryota; Metazoa; Arthropoda; Insecta; Diptera; Drosophilidae. Gene Ontology annotation, cellular component: Golgi cisterna membrane. Gene Ontology annotation, molecular function: glucuronosyl-N-acetylgalactosaminyl-proteoglycan 4-beta-N-acetylgalactosaminyltransferase activity. The transcript has 5 exons. The record is from RefSeq and is a predicted model, not a curated record. The coding region runs from base 114 to 1700 and encodes 528 amino acids.